Molecule: messenger RNA, 4242 nt
Organism: Salpingoeca rosetta
Lineage: Eukaryota; Choanoflagellata; Craspedida; Salpingoecidae
Exons: 4
Coding region: 1-4242 (1413 amino acids)
Source: RefSeq, a predicted model, not a curated record
AUGAAAGAUUUGAUUCGGCGCCUGAUUGAAGCGUUUUCGGAGCUGGAUGACGUCAUGAUUGUGCUGCACCUGCAGACAGGCACAGACAAGCGCCCAAACGAGCCUGGCUCAUGGACCCUCGCCAACCAUCUUUCGCGUCUCUGCGUCCAACGCCAAAGCACGACGCACAAGUACCGCCUCUUCCUCCUCAUUGCCACACGCUCGCUGGUGUACGACUCUCCAAUGGAGUUGGUGGAGAUGGUGCGUGACGCAAGAGCACGCGGCAUGCUCAUGCACCUCCGCCCCCUCAAUGCGGGAGCACGCAGGGCGUAUCUUCGGCGCCAACUCAAUGCCAACGACGCCUAUCCCUUGCCACCCAUGCUUGUCCAGUACUUUGACGACAUGGCAGCAGGCAAUCCAAAGCACAUCGAGGAGCUGGUGGAUCAGCUGCAGAAGUACAACGCAGUCACACUUGACUCGGACGGUCGUGUGCACAUCACCCACCCUGACAUCGCAACGAUCCCGCCGCCAAAGAAGAUGAUGGGCUACGUGUCGUCACUCCUGGACCGGUUCCACGUGCGCCACUCCCUCGUCGUCAAGAUGGCAUCGACAUGCGAGUACUUCACCGAAGGCAUUCUGCGCCGUAUCAUGCCGUACCAGGAGGAAAUUCCACACCUGCCCGAUGUCCUUGAAGACCUGGUCGACGCGGGCGUGAUCAACGCGAUGCGAGGCGACGACAUUCCGCACGACGUACUGACGUGGGAGCCAUCCACUGUCGUCUGCUACUGCUUCGCCUCCAAGCUCUUUCAGAUGCACACGCGCACGCUGCUGCUGCACUCGGAGCAGAAGAAGCUGGACAGUAUCAAGCAGAAGGCUGCGCUGCUGCACGCCGCCCGCAACGUCAUUCGCGUGCAGACGCAGACGCGGCAGUGGAUCAAGACGCUCAGCCAGGGCAAGACUCGCAACCGCGCUGUCUCCCUCCCAAACAACGACAUUGUCCGGCGUGGCUACGACACGAUGCUUGCGCACCUCAUUGAGAGUCACGAGGCGCAGCGCAACGGCGACCGCGCCUACUGCGAUGAUGAUGACGAUGACUUCUCCGACUACCACGACGAUGACGGCGAGUGCCACCAUGGGCGAGGCGACCUUAACGUCAAGCAUCAGCACCAGCAUCAGAACCACCACCAGCGUCAGCAGCGUCAGCAGCACGAGCGGCAGCGACGGAAGUGGCUGCACAGCCAGCGUGACAGCUACCAGCGCGGUGUCGGCGCCAACGCACAUGGGGUGACUGCCAGUGGUGUCAGCAACCACGGUGGGGCACGUAGCACCACAACAGCUGGACAGAGGAAGCGUCUCCGAGCGCAACAGGGCGCCACCGCUGGCAGAAUGGGCAUGCGCAGUGCCUCUGGGCACUUGGAGUUGAAGCGCAGCUACCACAGCGCCAUGACCCCGCUGUCAUCAUCGCCACAGACAUCGCCUGGUCACCGUCGCCCUGGCCCUCGCAGCAACCUGCGUCUUCGCGAUGGUGGGCAGAAGCGAUACAGCCGUGACUUUGCCAGUGCUGAUUUUGACGGCGAGGAGAAGGAAGGCGCCUUUGCCCGUCCUGCCCGCCAUCGUCACCACCACCACCACCAUCAUCACCACCACCAUCAUCAUGGCAACAGCCGCAGCCAUCGCCGUACUUCCCCUGGCAGCACGGACGCCCACCGCAGCGUGCGUGGCACCGGUAUGAAGCGCGUUGACAUGAGCAUGGCAGGUGGAUCAAGUGCAUGGAAGCAGCUGCGUGAGGGCAUGGAUCACGACCAGACAGCAACCGCGGCUGGCACGGCUGCGCGCCAGAUGAGCCGUGGCAUGAGCGCUGGCUCUGCCGCUGGCAGCUUCUACACGCAUCUCGAGCAACAGCAGCAGCGCGCACAAGCAGAGGAGCGUACGCGCAGAGAGAAGGGCAUGCGCUCUGAUGAAAUGAUGCACGUUGUUGUCACGCCGCCAUCGCGUGGCUGGUCGUUCUUCGAUUCUGAAGAGCCACCUGCCGUUGACACGACCAACCUUGCUCCUCCGAGCGUGGAGGAGGGUGAGGGUGACUACCCAAGCUGCAGUGAAGACGACGACGAAACCAAUGGUGGUGGCGAGGAGAGCACUAGUGACCCCUCGAGCGCUGCUGUCACGGUUGGAGAACAAGUGCCCACAGACACCGAGUCCAACAGCGUGCCUGCAGGCAACCGCGACACUGAUGCCGACGACAGCAUUGAGAUGGCGCGCACGAGUGGCAUCUACGAGCUUGCACGCUCCCGUCCAGGCUCCUCCCGUUCUCCGACAGCGGCAGCGGCGCGCGCGUUUGCGUCGUCGUCCAUUAAAGGGCCAAGAACAGCGGCUGUCGGCGGGGGUUUGACGAAGCAGCGGCGCCGCAGCAGCCGUUAUGGUCGUGCAUACAUACACAGCAUGGAUGCGGCAGGUCACGCUGCUCGUCGCCUGUCCGGAGGCAACUUCCUCUACUUUGACGACAGCAAUUUCAUGGGCACGGUUGGCUCGAGCGCCAGCAGCACAGCGGGCAGUGGCUGGUCGUCGCCUCACUCGCCGCGCCAGCGCCCAAGCGUGCAGCUUGGUGACGGCGUCAGUGAUGGUGCUGAUCACGUGGUCGCUGGUGUCAAGGCUGCAACAGAUACCGAUGAUUCCGCCGCCCAGCACAUGCACGACAGCAACAGCAACCGCCACACAAACGUUCGUCGUGGUGCUGGUGAUGAUGCCUGCAAGCAGGAGUCGAAGCAGUUGCGCAACCGCCGCCGUUCCAGGAGCAGCCCGGUUGUGGGCGGACCUGUCACAAGCGCCCAGGUGUCGCCCACGACACCUGUUGUUGCUGCCCCUGUUGCUGCUGGUGAUGGUGGUGGUAUGUCGCCAAAGGCCAGGGCAUGCACCGAUGCACCUCAGCCGCCAUCGCCAUUAAAGCCGCAAGCACCAGCGCAGCCGACACAAAGCGAGUCCACAAAUGAAGAGUCGCCUUACGGCUUUGACAACGAGAUGCUGGCUGUGCAUGCAAAGGCUGCAAGCACAAUGGCCCUCACAGCGCCGCAGGGUGGCCGUGGAUGUGGUGACACCAAUGAUCAAGGUGAAGGCAUCGAAGGUGAAGGCAUUGAAGGGGCUGAGGAACCGUGCUACGAUAACAUGAGGCAGGAGGAGCAGGUGCAAGAGGUGGUGGUGGUGACGAAUGAAGCCAAGAUGGCUGGCGGUGGCGGUAUCAGCACUGGCGGUGAUGACUGCGAGCAUGACAACAGCAAUGUCACCAACGCACGCAAGCAAGAGGGCUACACCGACCACAAAAGCGACGACGACAACAACAACGACGACGACGACACCAACAACACGGGAGACAACAGCAGUGGUGGUGGCGUUCAGCGCACAUCCCUUCGUACAAGCCGCAACCGCCUACGUCGCACAGGACACGUGAGCAAGAAAGAACGCUACCACGCAGCCAGGAAGCAUCACAGUAGCAGGCACACUGGUGGCCAUCCCCACAGAGAUAAACUUGGUGAUGGCGAUGGCGAUGGCGAUGGCGAUGGCGAUCGUGAGUUGCACGCCACCAACACCACGGCAUCACCCACAAGCGGUGCGUCGAAAGCCGCUCCAACCUCGGCUGUCACGACCAAGGACGUGGUGUCAAUGCUGCUGAACGACCAAGCCAUGCGUGAGCGGCGGUGCCAUUCGCUGGACGGCGAGUCCCAUCGCUUCCUGGAGUCUGAGCGGCGCAACAGAAGUCGACGCGCACACCUUCAACUUCAUCACCAGUCGUCACGCGAGAGUGAGAGCACUGACAAUGAUGGACCAAACAGACAGGGCAGUGCUUGUGUUGACGUUGAAGCAAGCAGCACCCGCAACAGCAGCAGCAACAACGACAGCAACGCUGCACGUGCCAGCCAGACUCAAGCAGCAUCCUCCUCCUCCUCCUCAUCAUCAUCAUCAUCAUCGUCGGUGUUCCAUCGUGCCCAGUCCAACCAGCAGCAGCACCACCACCACCACCACCACCAGCAGCAGCAGCAGCAGCAGCAGCGCCGCGGCCCACGGCGUCCGAGUCGUGAAGCGCUGACGUCUGCAAUGAGCACGCGGCUUGACGCUGCACGAACAUCGCAACCACUGACGUCUAUCCACGAAAGCAGCACACGUGAUGGUGGUGAUUGCGGUGAUGCUGAUGAGGGAGGGAAGAAGGGUUCGUGUGAUGUUCGUGGACAGCGCGGCGCCAAGAAGGACACGUCGCACGAAUUUGAAGUGUGA